This is a messenger RNA of Vespa crabro (European hornet), 3735 nucleotides long. It is a transcript of the gene SNRPG, whose product is annotated as probable small nuclear ribonucleoprotein G. Gene Ontology annotation, molecular function: RNA binding. The transcript is spliced from 4 exons. Bases 3419 to 3649 code for a protein of 76 amino acids. Gene Ontology annotation, biological process: spliceosomal snRNP assembly; mRNA splicing, via spliceosome. The record is from RefSeq and is a predicted model, not a curated record. Gene Ontology annotation, cellular component: U5 snRNP; catalytic step 2 spliceosome; SMN-Sm protein complex. NCBI's taxonomy places the organism in Eukaryota, Metazoa, Arthropoda, Insecta, Hymenoptera, Vespidae.
UGACGUCAAUCAUGAUCACAUUUUAAAAGAUUUUAACAAGGAAGACUCAUCCAAACUAAUUGGCAUAUUAACGUUUACAUAGGGUUCUUUAAUCUAAUAGCUAUUGCAAAAAGUGCAAAUAGUAUGUAGUAGUGGAUUGCUUGAAUGAAUCCACGUGAUCGGAAAUCAUAUGAUCGGAACACGUAAUUGUAAAUCACGUGAUCCAAAGUUGUAUACGAUGAUUGAAGAAAACAAAAGAGAGGGAAAGAAUGAAUGAAAGAAAGAAAGAGAGCUACUUUCGUAAUAGAUAAUAGGCUUCCAUUAAUCCAAUAAGCUAAAAGUUUUUUGACAAAAAUAAGUAAGUACAUAUAUAAAAGGAAGAUCAUAUUAAACGACGACAAGUUGUUGUCUUUGUGUGUGAUAAAUCUACACGAAAGGUGCUUUGAUAUAUCCUUAAAUUAAAACCAUAUUGAUGUUCCUACACAAGGUUAUAUCUAGAAAAUCAAUAUUACUUAAGAUUAUAUAGGAAGAAUUUUUGUGUCGCAUGAGAUUUAUCGUUGGACUCGAUGUAGUCGCCUUUUUCGAACGAAUUUUGAUCAAAUACCGUAAUCGUAUUGACAACAACAAAAUUGGUAAACCAUUCUGAUUUCAAAGUUUUCAAAAGAUGAAACAGUAUUUGAACUAAAUUCGUUUUUAAAUUAAUAAUUGUUGCCAAGUACAUAAAUGAAAUAUUUCUUAAUCGACUUUUCUCAAACGAUUUUGCCAAUUUGCCUUCUUGUCCUUGAUGACAUCGUCCAUUUACGUAGGAACGAUUAUGAGCAUUGUUUUUAAUAUAUAUAUAUAUGUAUGUAUGUAUGUAUGUAUGUAUGUAUGUAUGUAUGUAUUACGUACGUGUACGUUGUUAACAAAACAAACGUAAAAUAUAUUGAUCAAGUUGCUCUGAAACUUUCCUACGUUACAACUGCCCUAAUUAUAUCAUUUUUAUCUUCUUAAACAUUGUUUGAGAAAUGCCGAUAAAAAAAAAAUAUGAUAUUUAUGGGCCAACGAAGAAUUGAUUAAAUAUUUUGAAAAGUUUAAUUAAUCAGAAAGCUUAGUAAAUAGAUGAUUAAAUGACCCACCGAAAAUAAUGCGCUCACGCAGGUACAUUCCACUAUUAUAGUUUAAUCGAUAAAGUGGUUUGAAGAAAGUGAAAAUCGAAUAUUUGUAAAUAGGAAAAGAAAGAAAUAGAUAUAUGGAUAUCGUAAUGUUAACAUUCAUACGAUCUAUAAAAAAAUUCAUCACAUGAUUUUGCAAAAAAAAUCACUUUCUUAUGUCGUUAAUACGAAAUGACCGAGAUUAUGUGUAUUAUGGCAUAUCGAUCGUAGAAAAACGUGUCUGCCAGUUAUAUCGAGUAUUAUAUAAAUGUUCAUGCUAUAUUCUUGUUAUUAUAUAGAUUAAUAUAACAUAUUUCUAAAAUAAGAUGAACAAAAAAAACCACAGUUGAUGUCCGAUGCUAUACGCUUAUAAUGUUAUUUAUUAUACAAGCUGUGUAUAGAGACGUUAGGAAUGAUACAUUUCAUAUAUUUUGCGUUAGCAGCAUACGCGGUAGCAUGUAAAAAAAUGAUAUUUUUGUGCUAAUUAAUCGUUUCAUUCUCACUAUGUAUAUGUGUGCGCGUGUGUGUGCGUGUGCAUGUGUGUGUAUUUGCUCGAAGAAUGACGUCAAAGUUAAAAUCAUUUUUGAAUGUACCUGCUGCGACUGUUCGUCGCUUACUGCUUCUUAUAUUUGAGAAACGUAUAUUUAUCAAAUGUUUUCAUCUUCUAUGUAAUCCGUCUAAAGUACUUACUUAAAAUUCAACCCUCUAAUCAAAUCGAGUAUGUAUUUCAUUUUCGAAACACGUUGAUAAAUGUAAUUUAUAAAUAUAAGUUGAUAAUUAAUUAAUUAAUUAAUUAAUUUUAUUUUUUAAUUUGAACUUUUUGAAUUAGCCUUUAUUACAUUUAUAUGUUCGAGACUGCUCCAAACUGAAAUUAUUCGUUAGGUUUUGCUACGAGCUUUCCAACGCGAACCUUUUACACGAUCAUAUUUUGAAAAUAAUGAUCAUUUACAAAAAAAAAAAAAAAAAAAGAUAUGAGAAAAAAGGAUAUAAAAAAAAGAUCAUUCCUCCCGGAUAUGCCAAUAGAAUUGUGUAUAUCGUGUAUCGUGUUAAUUGUUUAUAGACGAGUAAGUAAUUUAAUGCUGGAGUGAUUCCACUGGUCGUCCAAUCCGUAUAAUAAGAUUUUUCUAAAAAGAAGUUUGGAUCCCGCUAAAAAAAUAUUUUACGUAAUAAUGAAUUUCUUCGAAAGAAACUUUUCCGAUAAAACUGUGAUUUUUAUGUUUACGUUGUACAAAAUCGAUUCCGAUCAAUUCUUUACUAAAAAUAUCGUCUCUGUACAGUCGAUUCGCCAAUUUCAAAAUGUAUCUUUUCGAAAUAUCUAUUUAGAUCUAUACUUCUUGCGUUAACAAAUUGAUGUGUUGUACUUUUAUAAAUAUUUAAUAUGGACGUACUUAUAUUUUGUACUUGCAGUACCUUGUGAGAUUAUUAUAUUUAAUAACGCGAUUAUAAAUGAUUACAAACAAGUAUAUAUAGAAAUGGAUAAAAUUAUGAUAUAAUCUAUAAAAAAUUGUUUUUCGUUAUAAUUGUUGAAUUCUAAUCAUUGUUAAUUUUGUAUGUCUUUUUUAUUAGAAAUAACAUAAAAUUAAAAUCAUGUUCGCGAAAUGUAAUUAAUUUAUAUAAAAACACAUAGAAAUUAAUUGCAAGUCUUGCAAUUAGAAAAGUGACAAUUUUAAAUGACAACAGAUAUAUUAGAUAGCUGAGCAUACGAUAUAUCUAAUUAUUAUAAUCGAUCGAUAUUUUUUCAUAGAGAUCAACGAUUAAAGCGAAAAACAAUUGAAUUAAUAUGUACAAAUAGCUCCGAUUAAUAUUUCAUUAUUUAUUGUUAUUUGGUCCAUAAAUUCUUUUAUUAUACGUAUCUUGGAAAUAUAAUAAAAAUGAACAAUAUAAAAAAAUAUUAUUCAUAACGUGUUAUGUAUUAUAUUAAAAAAUUUCAAGAUAAUUAAUAUGAUUUAUAAAAUGUAAUUAUGUUGUUAGUCGGAAACUGUAUGUAUAUCAUAUCAGUGUUAUAAUAUGCGUUAUACAAAGGAUGUUGUAGACUGCAGAAACCUGUUACCAAUUGGCUUAUAGCCAAGUACAAACUUGUAAUUAUUUGUUUUAUGUAUUAAAAUGAAUAAAGUUACCGUUCUAUAACAAAUAUUAAUAGAUAUAUACAUAUUAAAAUUAUUCAGUUUUAUUAUUAUUAUUUUUAAAGAUAUUUAGUUUUUGUAUAGUGGCAGUCCUGGUUGCAUCAGGGUUAUAUACACUUGGUUAAAAUUGGUUAAGGUAUAUUAUUUUUGUAAGUGUAAAAUUUCAAAUAUAAAUAAUUAAAAAUGAGUAAAGCACAUCCUCCAGAACUUAAAAAAUAUAUGGACAAACGUCUUUCACUAAAAUUAAAUGGUGGAAGGCAUGUAAUUGGUAUUUUACGUGGUUUUGACCCAUUUAUGAAUAUGGUAAUCGAUGAGAGCGUUGAAGAAUGUAAAGGUGGUACAAAAAAUAAUAUUGGUAUGGUGGUGAUUCGAGGAAAUAGUGUUAUUAUGUUAGAGGCAUUAGAUAGAAUAUGAGUUAUAUAUAUAAAUGUACAUUUAGAUGAUACAAAAUUCCAAAUAAGAUUAACUAUGAUUUAUUAAAUACACAUCUGUCCAACAUA